This is a messenger RNA of Melospiza georgiana, 2514 nucleotides long. It is a transcript of the gene NCDN, whose product is annotated as neurochondrin. Gene Ontology annotation, biological process: neuron projection development; regulation of neuronal synaptic plasticity. Gene Ontology annotation, cellular component: dendrite. NCBI's taxonomy places the organism in Eukaryota, Metazoa, Chordata, Aves, Passeriformes, Passerellidae. The transcript is spliced from 6 exons. The coding region runs from base 140 to 2290 and encodes 716 amino acids. The record is from RefSeq and is a predicted model, not a curated record.
AGCCGUGAGGGACAGGGCCGAGGGAAGGAGCGGAAACCGUGCGGGAAAGUACCGGAGCCGUGAGGGACAGGGCCGAGGGAAGGGGCCAAGGGAAGCCUGCCCGCGUUCCCCUCUAGUCCUUCAGCCCCGCUUCCCAGCCAUGGCCUCGGACUCCGGGGACGGGCUCGCCACGCUGAAGCGGUGCCUCAGUGUGCUCAGAGACCCGAGGAACGACAGCGAGCAGUUCGCAGCGCUGCUCCUGGUGACCAAAGCAGUCAGAGCCGGAGAGGUGGAUGCCAAGACCCGCCGCCAGAUCUUCGACGCGAUCGGUUUCACAUUCCCGACCCGCCUGCUGAUCUCCCAGCAGCCCCCAGCCGACUGCCCCCCGCACACCUUCCGUGCCCUCGGCCUCACCCUGCUGGCCUGUUUCUGCACCGACCCGCAGCUAGCUGGGCACUCCCAGAUCCUGAACAAAAUCCCGACCUUCAAUGACAUCCUGCUGUCCCCCUGUGACCCAGACUGCACAUCCAUGGUUGAUGAUGUGUACCAGUGCCUCAGUGCUAUCCUGGCUACAGCCAGGGGCCCCAGGGCGUUGGUGACCAAAGGGACAGUGUCUGCCCUGUGCCAGGCCUACCUGAGUGGUGGUCAUGGCUCUGAGCGUGCCCUCACACUGCUUGUGGGGCUGUUGGCCAUAGCAGAGGCCAAGUGCUGGCACAGAGAUGCUCCACAGCUCCUGGCUGUGCUCUCCAAACUCUCCAGUGACUUCCUCAAGGCUGAAGACAUGACCAAAUUUGAGCUGUGUGAGGUUCUGCCUCGCUUCAUCCCCCUGUCACAUCCUCUCACAGAGAACUCUCAGGGCUCUGAGUGCCUGUGCAGGCUUUACAAAGGGCUGGCUGACGUUUUGGGCAGCAAACUCAGCCAGGCCCAGCGGGACCCCGCUCUGAAGCUCGCAGCCAGCCUCGUGCAGGCCUGUGGGGCUGAGUGGAUCCCAGCAGGGAGAGCUGGCAGCAAGUUCCUGGCCCUGCUGGUGAACUUGGCUUGUGUGGAGGUUCGCCUGAGCCUGGAGGAGCCAGAUCCCCUGGAGGUGGAGGGCAAGAAGGAAGUGGUGACAGCCUGCUAUGUCCUUAUGGAGAUGGGCAUCCAGGAGUGCCUGAGGGAGGAGAACCCUCUGCUAGAAAAUGUGCAGAAAAUGCAGCUGAUGAGGAUCAUGGAGGAGGCAUUUGGAGCUGUAAUAUUCUACUUGAGACAGGUUAAACAGGAGGAGCUGCAAGAUCCUUUCAUCUUUGCCUCUGUUCGAGUCCUUGGAGCCUGGAUGGCAGAAGAGACAUCCUCCCUGAAGCAGGAAAUCUGUGAGCUCUUGCCUUUCCUUGUUGAUUAUGCCAGGAAGCUUUUCAAGGAGGGCAGCCCAGCUGAGAGUCCUCCCCAGGCAGAGCUGGUCAGCACUGAGGGCUCUGCCUUACCCCACGAUGCUCUGAGAUUUCUGCUCCCUGGCUUUUGCCAUUUGACAGCAGAGGACAAACCCCGGGACAUCCUCAUUGCUGAAGGGGCCCCAGCACUGCUGUGUGAGUACUUCCUGCAGCAGUGGGAGGUUCUGACCUCCGAGCCCACGGCCCCAGCACCUCUGACAAGCACUGAGAUGAGUCUGCAGACCGUGUGUGGGAUUUUCCUUAACCUGGUUGUGACUGCUCCAGACCUGGUCAGGCGUGACAAAACCUUUUCCUCCUUGAUGGAUGUGUUGCUGAAGUCUCUUCCACUUCUGCUGCCCCAGAAGCAUCACCUGGUUCUGGCAGCAAACGUUGCCACUCUGGGCCUGAUGAUGGCCAGGAUCCUGGCAGGGUCAGCAGCCCUCCAGGGAACACAACGGGCCAAGGAGUUCUUUGGAGCUGCCAUUGGCUUCCUGUGCCAGGCCCACGUGGCUCAGGCAGAGCCCAGCAGUGACAGGCUGGCCCUGGCCGUGUCCCCCGCCUACGCCAGCGCCUGGGACGACAUCGCUGAGCUCUGGUUCCUGGGGAUGCAGGCCUGGGCUGGCUGUGUGCCCCUGCUCCCCUGGCUGCCACACACCGCUCUGGGGGCACGCUGGCUGCAGGGAAUGGCACAGCUGCUGUCCCAGGUCACUCCAGCCUCUGUGGAUUGUGAGCUGGUCACUGCGUUCCAGGCCGUGCUGGUGGAGCUGGCCAGAGCCAGCCAGCAGUGCAGGGAGGUCAUCCUGUCCCACCAGGGCACGGAAUGGGCCAAUCUGUAUGGAAUGGCAGCUCUGGAACAGUGUCUGGCUGAGCAGAGAGGAGCCAGCAGCACUCCAGGUGGGAAAUGAACCUGCACAAGGUCUGUUCAGCACUUCUGCCAGAUGGGCACAAAAAAAACCCCAUUUUAAUGACCAAACUUCACAAAACUGGAGUGAUGCAGCAGCACCCAGCAUGAUCAGCACUGUCCACAUCUGUGUGCAGAACUGCUGCCCCUCAGAGCAUUUCACCUUGCCCUUGCUCGACCUGUUGUGAGGAUUUCUCUGUAAAAACAGCCUGUUUUGUUAUUAAAGAU